AUCCAACACCCAACACCACCUUUCCUUCUGACUUCCCUGACGUCCCACCACUGUCCCCCCCCACCACUCUCCUUACUCCUUUGCUUUCCCAUAAUUAAACAUCAGUACCCACCAUCUCUCUCUGUGUGGCCUUUUCCGUUUCCUUAUUCUUUUUUUUUUUCUUUAGCUGUGUCCUUUCAUUCAACCUCCAUUAAUUGUGUAAUGGUCAUGGGAUAUAAUCAGCCAUACAGAAAGCACAACUGAACCAGAUGUCUAAACUUUCAAAACAGUACAAUAAAUCCAUGAACUUUGCAAUUCCGCUUCUUGAUCUCCAUGACGUUGGAUAUGUUCGUUUACUGUGGAAAAGUGAGAUCCAUUUCCAGAAAAUUUGCAGGAUGAAGAUGAAAUAAGACGUUGCUGCAUGCAGUUCUCUAAGUCCAGGUCCUCUAGAUAUCUUGAAAUGCAGAGUGGCUCAACCUGUUUGUUGUAAAUCCAGGAUGUAAAAUAGCUUCUCAGCCUACCACGCAGCCCAACAAUGAAACCUGCCUUUGACCUUGAAGUAAUGGCCUCUUGGGAAAAUGAUUCUGAAGUUAGCAGCCAAGUAGCUUCCAACAAAUCCUUCUCCUCUGCUGGUCUCUGCAAAAGCAGCCUCGUCAACUCUUCCCAACUCACAAAUCUACUGGUGACUAAAUCAGAGUUAGAGCCAGUCGCACUUGACUUAACUCUCAGCUUCUACACUGAUGAUCUAGUGGGAAAGGAUUCCGCAGGACUCUCACUGUCAAGCACAAGCGAGAGCAGCAAUGAGCCCGCAUCCCAUACAACAACAGCUGCCAUCCCUCGAGUCUUUUCUUGCAAUUACUGUCAACGCAAGUUCUUCAGCUCGCAGGCUCUUGGCGGCCACCAGAAUGCACACAAGAGGGAAAGAACACUGGCAAAGCGGGCUAUGAGAAUGGGUGUUUUCUCUGAGAGAUAUGCCAGCCUAGCAUCUCUGCCUCUGCAUGGAUCUCCAUUCAGGUCACUAGGAAUCAAGGCACACGGUUCUGCACAUUAUGAAUUUGUGCCAUCAGUGAGGUCCCCUGAGAUCAGAAACACCGCAAAGUUUCAACAUGGCUAUUUGGGUAUGCCCAUUUUCGUGGAGGAUGAUGAGGCAGAGCUGUUGUGGCCUGGAAGUUUCCAUCAGGCUGCUGAGGCAGGUAACCCACAUCAGAGUUUCGUACUGACUGAAAGCUCAGACACAAAUUUCGUAGAGGUGACUCCACAAGUGAACAUAGAUAACUCCAUACCCGAUCUCACAUUGAAACUUUGAGAGGGUUGGUUGCUUUUUUAGUAUCUCACUUGUGUUAUCUUUCUGUAUAGUGAGGUGUGCCUCGCCAAAUGACCGCCAAGCUUUUGUUGUGAUAGAUAUUUUCUUUCUCCUUUGGUUACCCAAGUCUUCGCUUUGAUAUUCUACUUGGAAUGUUUGUCAUUGUAUAAGAGCUUCUCAUGGAAUAUGGAUAAUGUGUUGCUCCUAUAUAUGCUUGUUGUGACA
Molecule: messenger RNA, 1507 nt
Organism: Carya illinoinensis
Lineage: Eukaryota; Viridiplantae; Streptophyta; Magnoliopsida; Fagales; Juglandaceae
Product: zinc finger protein 4-like
Exons: 3
Coding region: 515-1285 (256 amino acids)
Biological process (GO): negative regulation of abscisic acid-activated signaling pathway
Source: RefSeq, a predicted model, not a curated record